AUGCUGCGGUUGACGGUUUCCAGUAUUCCGGCCCUAUUGGUGCGCCCAUUUUCAGUUUGUCGUCCCGUUUUAUCGGGACACAACAAAUGGUCAACCAUCAAACACGACAAAGCCAAGAAUGACUCCGAGCGAAACAAGCUGUUCAACAAAUUUGCCAAUCAAAUUGCGCUAGCUGUCAAGCUUGGAGGUGGGUCUUCAGAUCCUCUGCUAAACGUCCGUUUGGCAGCGGCUAUCGAAGCUGCCAACAAGAACAACGUUACCAAGCGGGUGGUGGAAAACGCUAUACGCAAGGGUUCGGGAGCUACCAGCAAAGACGGAGCAAAGUCAGAUACAUGUGUUUACGAGGGAAUGGGCCCCGGAGGUGUGGCCUUUGUUGUUGAGGCUCUCACAGACAACAAGAACAGAACCAUCGGGCUGGUCAGAAGCGCUUUCACAAAGGCCAACGGGAGCAUCACACCGACACUGUACUUUUUCGAACGCAAGGGAAGUGUUGUUGUCCAACCACCGGUCGCACUACGCGAAUUCGACCAGGUCAUGGAAAAGGUUUUGGAAAUCGACGGAGUCGAAGAUCUCGAGGUUUUCGAGCCACAAAACACCGACAAGGACGCACUGAGAGCCGGAUACGGGGACAUGCUUUACGAAUUGAGCACAGACCCGGUUCAUGCGAACCAGGUAGCUUCUGUCCUAAAAGAAGGUGGGUUUUAUAUCCAAGAGGUCAACGUCGCCUACGUGCCGAAAGAUGAUAUGGCGGUCGAGAUUCUCGACGAAGAGACCAAAGCCAAGCUCAAAAAGUUUAUGGGGCAACUCGACGAGAUUGAUGAUGUUACCGAUUUCUAUUACAAUUUGAAGACUAGCACUUAA
Lachancea dasiensis is the source of this 861-nucleotide messenger RNA. The record is from the annotation of a GenBank genome assembly. NCBI's taxonomy places the organism in Eukaryota, Fungi, Ascomycota, Saccharomycetes, Saccharomycetales, Saccharomycetaceae.